Messenger RNA from Podarcis muralis (Common wall lizard), 2702 nucleotides. NCBI's taxonomy places the organism in Eukaryota, Metazoa, Chordata, Lepidosauria, Squamata, Lacertidae. The record is from RefSeq and is a predicted model, not a curated record.
GGGGAACGUCCGCUGCGAGAUGAUCCAGUGCCCCCUGACCACCUGCUCCCACCCCAUGACGGAGCCUGGGGUCUGCUGCCCCCGCUGCAAAGGCUGCGUGUAUGAGGGCCGCGAGCGAGAGGACGGGAGCAGCUGGUUCUCCUCUUCCGGUGCCCUGCAUGGUGUGCAUGUGCGCGGAGGGCGUGGCCAGCUGCGCCGAGAUCGCCUGCAUCAGCUCCUGCGUCAACCAGAUCGAGGUGCCCGGGGAGUGCUGCCCGCUGUGCGCAGAUUGCACUUACGAGGGCCGGGCGUACGGGCCGGGCGAGAGUUUCCAGCCGGGACAAGACCCCUGCGAAAUCUGCACCUGUGAGCUGAUGUCCGACGGGGAACAACAUCUGCAGUGCUACCGCAAGCAGUGCCCCAGUCUACUGGAUUGCCCCCGGGAACAGAUCCAGGCGCCGGGCGCCGGGCACUGCUGCCCAACCUGCGCACAAGCACUUAGCAACUGCACUUCCAACCUGGUGGGCAACGAGGUCCAAGCCACCGACGAGCCCUGCUACACCUGCCAGUGCAAGGACCUGACCUGGGUUUGCGUACACCAAGUCUGCCCGGCGCUGAGCUGCCCCACGGCAGAGCGUUUCACUCCGCACGGAGCCUGUUGCCCCAUCUGCGAUGAGUGUGUGAUUGAGGUCGAGGGGCGACGCGUGUCUGACGGGGAGACCUGGAAAGACAGUGCGGACAACUGUGUCUCCUGUUCGUGCAACCUGGGCCACGUGGAGUGCCACAUCCAGGAAUGCAUGCCCCUCGUGUGCCAAGAGGGACUGGCGAAGUUGCAAGUGCCCGGGGAGUGCUGCGCCAAGUGCCAAGACCCAAGCGCCACCUGCACCCACCAAGGCCAGACCUUCCAGUCCAACGAGCACUGGCAGGUGGACGAGUGCACGGCCUGCACCUGUGUGUCUGGAGAGGUGCACUGCCGGAACGAGCGCUGCCCACCUGCUGCCUGCGCCGCUGAUGAGACACCCACCCUGAUCCCUGGCAUGUGCUGCCCGCACUGCGUCCCUCGCCCCGCCACCUGUGUGGCUUUCGGCGACCCGCACUACCGCACCUUCGACGGCAAGAUGGUCCACUUUCAGGGCAGCUGCACCUACGUCCUGGCCCAAGAUUGUGACGGGGGAGACUUCAGCAUCCACGUGACUAACGAUGACCGUGGACGGACAGGCGUCUCCUGGACCAAGGAAGUGGCCGUGAUGAUUGGCGACACCACCGUCCAGCUGCUCCAGGACCGGGUUGUCAUGGUGGACUCCCAGACGGUGACCCUCCCGUUCCUGAAGGAGCCACACCUCUAUGUGGAGCUCAAGGCCAGCACCCUCCUCUUGAACACCAACAUUGGAGUCAAGGUUCUAUGGAACGGCCGCUCCCACCUGGAGGUCAGCGUCCCCGGCACAUACAAAGGCCACACUUGUGGCCUGUGUGGCAACUUCAAUAACUAUCCACAGGACGACCUGCGCCUCCGUUCCGGCCACCUCACCUUGUCGGAGGCGGCUUUCGGCAACAGCUGGAAGGUGACCGGCGCCAACGCCACUGGACCUGCCGCUGCCCUGACGCGCCGGACGUGGACCCCUGCAAGGAGUCUGGCUACCGCUCCCGGAAAGAGGCCAACGCCCGCUGCAAGGUCCUCAAGGCGCCCCCCUUUGAGCGCUGCCACCCUGCCGUCCCGCCAGAGCCCUUCUUCGCCUCCUGCGUCUACGAUCUCUGUGCCUGCGGAGCGGCCGCGGCGGAAGACUGCCUCUGCGAGGCCCUAGAGGCCUACGCCGCCCAGUGCCGACGGGCAGGGCUGGUGCUGCAUUGGCGAUCGCCCACGCUCUGCGCCGUGGGCUGCCCCCAAGACCGGGGCUACGUCUUUGACGAGUGCGGCCCCCCUUGCCCCAAGACGUGCUUCAACCACGCCGUCCCGCUGGGGGUCCUGGAGUCCCACUGCUUCAAGCCUUGCGUGCCAGGCUGCCAAUGCCCCGCCGGGCUGGUGGAACACGAAGCCCACUGCAUCCUGCCGGAGUCCUGCCCUCGCAUCAUCUACGGAACUCUCUGAGACAGGAUGGAACCGGAUUAUUUCCAGGGAAGCCUCCGCCUUUGCCUCGUCUGGGGGAGCCUGGGACUGGGGUGGGGUGGGGCGGCUUCCCUGCCUGUUCCAGGGGGAGAGAGUUUGGCAAAGCCAGCUCUUCUCUCCCUUUGAAAGGCCUGGGCAGAACAUGCUCUCUGCGGUGAGAAUUCCAGCCUUCAUUUCGAAGCAUGGUUCUGGUCCUCACCCAAAAACCUGUGCUUUCUCCACUCCCUCGAAAAAAUCAAGCGGAAAACUUGAACCGUGGAGCCAGAAUAAAUUAUGUACAACCAAGAAAAAUGUCUCAGUUGCAGGGUUUAUUCCACCUGGUCAUUUUCCUCCUAGAACUCGCCUGGUGGUGUCUGUGCGCACUGAUUGUGCAAGCCAAGCGCAAUCCUAGUCCUCAUUGAUGCUUUUCUAAGUGCCAAUGCUGACUGACGUUGCCAUCGGCCAAUGGCUUUUGGGCCCCCUUCUUUCUAAAUAACUCGAAUGAAUGAAGAGAGAGAACAUUUCUCAGAUUUGCGGGGGGGGGCUGCAAACUGGGAGGGGGAGCCAAUGCCACACAAGACAGAAUCGGGGUUAAAAAAUGACCUCAACAUUGGAGAACUGGGCGAAGCACAACCCUAGU